UACCAGCACAACUGGUGUUUGGUUUCACUUCCCUCCACUCCCUUUCUGUCUUUCAUUGCUUUGAAUCUUUGAAUAAAAGGACUGAGGAACUUCCUCGUGUUUACAUUUGUUUUUCAGCUCCCUGACCUGUUCAUCGGGACACACUGAAACAUUUUUUUCUGAUUUUCUUGAGCCUUUUAACCCUCCAGCUGCCCUCCAGGAGGCACAUCCAGACAGUUUUCAUCACUGCAAGAGGAAUAAAGUCACAGUGAGGUAAUAAAUAUCAACGUAACUGGAACUAAAGGCAACUGGACGUCACCCAGAGAGGAUGGAGAAGGACGUGUGAUGUUCGCUGGUUGCUGAUCAGCUGUUGGACCUGAUGGCAGAAGCAAAGAGAGACACUGAGGCGAACAUCAUGACUCCAGAUGACCUCCUCAGUGGUUCCAGUUUAACCACUAAGGAGCUGCAGCAGAACUGGAGGGAGGUGAAGAGGAACGAUCGACCUGUCAGGCUGCUGUUUGAAAUCCCAUCAAGUCGGAUCGUUGAGCAGGCGCUGAGCAAAUAUGUGGUGUACCAGGUGGUGGUGAUGCGCUCCGGCAGCUUCGAUUCCCGCCGGGUUUCGGUGGAGCGCCGCUACAGCGACUUCUCCCGCUUCCACCACCAGCUGCUGCAGGAGUUCGGUGAGGAGCUGGAGGAGGUUCUUCUGCCCCGCAAGCUGCUAACGGGAAACUUCAACCCCGACAACAUCCAGGAGCGACGCCUGGCGCUGCAGGACUACCUGGCCAAGCUGUACUCCACCCGCUGCGUCCGGCACUCCCACCACUUCCCGGCCUUCUUCACCGAGCCAGAGCAGCGCCGAGGCCACAGCCUGAUCCGAGCUGGACAGUUCAGGGCGGCCGUGGAGCAGCUGCAGACGGUUCUGGAGAUCCAGGAGAAGCUGUUGCCGUGGCAGAAGCCCACCCUGGUCGUACCGACUCUGGCCGCCCUCGCCGUCGGCCACCGGGACCUGGACGACCCGGAGCAGGCGUUCGGCUGCGCCCAUAAAGCCCUGCCUCCGGUGAGACGCUACGGACUGAAGCAGUACCGGGCGGCGCUGCUGGAGCUGCUGGUGGAUCUGGGGUACCAGCUGGGCCGACCGGUGGCCCAGAUGCAGGAGGAGCUGACCGCCCUGAGGGACGCCGAGCGGGGGGAGGCCUGCUGCCGGUCCCUGAAGGAGCUGGUGAUCCAGGAGUUCCUCUGAGGACGGAGCUCCCUGGACUCUACAUUCUGGCGCCCCUGGAACAAUAACAAACUCCUCUGGAAGUUUCAUGGCCAAGAGAUAGCUCUCCUACACCCCCCGCACUUUCCCAAGGACACCUGUUGACUUUUGGACCGGGCCAACCGAGGACGUCUCCAUAGCAACCUUGCUGUGUUAUCGCGCUCCCACCCUCGCGAACUGAGACACCGGAGGUCUGAGAUGGAAGAAGAUGGGCUACACACAUACACACACAUCGGACUCAUGAACUGAGGACUGAGCUAAACAUUCGCACACACAUUCCCAUCACCAUCCCCCCCGCCUCCACAAGCUUCCCUCACUAUACACAGGAGCCAGGAAUCCGUGCACCUGCACAGGAACCGGCUAACUGUGUGGUGCUCCCCCCUCCACCACCCCACAUCCUUAUCCCAACUUUCCUUGUCUAACGUCAUGCUUUGGCUGUUUGCGGGUUUGUUUUUUUAGGUUCCUUCUCAAAUUGAAUUUCCCAACAUUGGAGGUUUCAUUUGGUACAACGAGCCUGUUUUUUUUCUUUUACCCUCUGCUAUCCCUACCCAGAUCCCAACAUGUCCUUUUUCUUUUUUCUUCAAGAAAGGUGCGCGCAGCACUGCGCAGCAGCCGGAGCUGUCAUUGGCAGGGCAGCUCGAAUGAAAUUUCGUUGUAUAUGAAAAUGUGCAAUGACCAAUAAAGAUUGAUUAAAGAUUGA
Messenger RNA from Amphiprion ocellaris (clown anemonefish), 1937 nucleotides. It is a transcript of the gene snx20, whose product is annotated as sorting nexin 20. Gene Ontology annotation, cellular component: early endosome membrane. Gene Ontology annotation, molecular function: phosphatidylinositol phosphate binding; protein binding. Bases 359 to 1219 code for a protein of 286 amino acids. The record is from RefSeq and is a predicted model, not a curated record. Gene Ontology annotation, biological process: protein transport. NCBI's taxonomy places the organism in Eukaryota, Metazoa, Chordata, Actinopteri, Pomacentridae. The transcript has 3 exons.